ACUCGGACGUUACAGCCACCCACAGAGAACAAGCGCGAAACCGCCACCCUGCUUGCUGUACGCACACAGAGAGGAAGAAAGUGAGAGGAGAAAGAUCAGGAGAAGAGGGACCGAUCCGCGUGCUUCAUCAAUCGUCAUGAGGCCGAUCAGAGCAGGCGCGCACCUGGCGUUCUGGAGGACGCCGACGCCGUACCUCCUCCUCGGCUUCGCGCUCAUGAUGGGGAUCAUCGCGGUGGCGCUGCUCGUGCUCGUCUGCACGGACAGCAAGCCGUCCGGGUCGUCGCGGCGGGGGAGCGCCGGCGAGGACGCGUCGGCGCGCGGGAUGGCGCCGCUCGACAGGGAGCCCAAGGUCGUCGUCAUCAUGGCCGGCGACGACAUGCCGUCCUUCCUCGCCAGCGCCAGGCCGUUCGCGUUCCCCGCCGUAGACGCCGACGCUGACGAGCCGCGAAACGCGGACGCGUCGUAGGCGCGGCGCGGCGCGCCCGUGUACCCUCCGCAGGACGCGGGCCCAAUUUUGGUCCCCCAGAUUUUCUCCUAGGAUUUGCCCUGCGUGUUCUGUCUGUAGAAUCUAAUUACAAGAGAAGAUAGAGCUGUAGUUUGCGUUCUUGGUGAGGUGAGCAGCGCGCAUGGCGUGAGCACGCCGGCGGUGUACGUUGAGAUCUGUGAGUGAACGUGAAUGGAAUUUUGGCUUGCAUAUUCAAUAAAUGUAUGACGCUCGCUUGGUUGCUCUCCA
This is a messenger RNA of Triticum dicoccoides, 733 nucleotides long. Its product is annotated as protein GLUTAMINE DUMPER 6-like. Bases 137 to 466 code for a protein of 109 amino acids. The transcript has a single exon. The record is from RefSeq and is a predicted model, not a curated record. Lineage: Eukaryota; Viridiplantae; Streptophyta; Magnoliopsida; Poales; Poaceae. Gene Ontology annotation, biological process: regulation of amino acid export.